AUGUGCGACUGGCCCGACUCGGGCGGGGACGAUCAGAAAAGGUCGUUCUGCGGUUUCAGCGUCUUCCGCCACAUGCCGUCCGCCGAGGAGUCUCAGAAGCUACUCGAUGAUCAGGGGGUGGGCAGGAGCACGGAUGUGGAGCACGCGAGCGUGUCAGGUGGGUGGUCGAAUCAAAUAACUGGGUGCGACGCACCUCUCUCGCCGCCAGCAGCACAGCGAGUGGCAGCGCAGCCAAGGCGGCGCACACAGCCCCAGUCUCCGUCACUCUCCCCCCCUUCUUCACCAGCAGCCAAGACCACUCCGAAAUCCCUGCACUUUCAGCCGCUCACUCUCGUCUACAUCUCUGAUUCAGCGCUGCCAUCACCCCACCGCCCUCCUGUUGCCCCUGCCUCUGCACGCCCUCCCUCCUGUUCUGCUGUCGCUGCUCUUUCUCUCGCUGCUGUGUCUGUUGGCCCUGACUCCAUUAACACUCGCGCCUCGCCUUGCCUGCUGCCAUCGCCCACUUGUGGUAACAGCAACGCCGGCUCCUCUUCACGGGUCCCUGAUGGCCCCCAAGCCACAGCACCUCUUUCCGUGGCACCUCUCAUUGUGCCGAACCAACUCCCUCAGCUCCUCUCCGCACCCCUCGAACCAACCCCCUCGGCACCCCCCGCAUUCGCCCUUCCCCCCUCAGCACCAUCCCCCUCAGCAGCCUCCCCCUCCGCACCCUCCCCCUCUGCACCCUCCCCCUCGGCACCAUCCCCCUCCGCACCAUCCCCCUCCGCACCAUCCCCCUCCGCACCAUCCCCCUCCGCACCAUCCCCCUCCGCACCAUCCCCCUCAGCAUUCCCUGGGGAUCGGCAGGGGAUCGUGUCCUUUGUGCCGAAUGCGAGUGCGCAUGGAGUGGCUGGUGGAGAGGGGCUGCGUCUGUCACGUGAGGAUGUGAGGGAGCUGAAUGAGAAGCUGAUGAGAAUGGGUGUUGGCGGGCGGCACUUGGAUGCCAUUGUGGAUGAAUUUGGAUGGACUCUGCUGCACGUUGCUGCUCGAGGAGGAGAUAUACAUGUGGUGCAGGCGCUAUUGGGGCUGGGCAUUCCGGCUGGAGUGCGAGCAGGCAACCUCACCACGCCCAUGCAUCAAGCAGCGGGGAGGGGCCACGUGGCGUGCAUGGAGCUGCUGCUACAUCACGGUGCCGACAUCCGUGCCGAGACUAAGGGAGGCUGGACCCCGCUGCACAACGCAGCCAGCAAUGGCAAGUGGUGCGCAGUGGAGUGGCUGGGGCAGCAGAGAAUCGAACCUGAGGAGGUGGAGACCAACCCUUCGCCGCACCUGCUGCCUGACCAUCUCCUGAGGAGGGCGCGGCACAUGUUGAGCCAGGAGCGGAGUAGAAGAUUCAUGGAGGAGGUGAUUAAUUAG
This is a messenger RNA of Closterium sp. Yama58-4, 1392 nucleotides long. NCBI's taxonomy places the organism in Eukaryota, Viridiplantae, Streptophyta, Zygnematophyceae, Desmidiales, Closteriaceae. The record is from the annotation of a GenBank genome assembly.